AACUUGUUGUAUAGUGCGAGUGCCGCUUAAAUAUUUGUCUUUCCUUUUUAUUGAACUUUCUGGUUAAAUUCCUUGUAUUGAUAUAUAUAAAAAUCUCGGGUUAAUGGCGAAUUUUCCUACAUUGGGGGCUCAACAAGAAACCAACCGAAAAAUUCUCGAGGAUCUACAGUUGAAGAAGCAACUAUUGCAGAAAGGCAACAUACCCGGACUAGGUGCAGGAAUAUCAACAAAUAGCCUUUAUCAAAUACCUGCAAGUCAACUUUUGCAAUCCUCGGACUUUUCUCAAAGUAGUGGAUUAGCAAACGCACCACGCUCGGUGUUUAAUGCAACAACAUCCACUACAUUAGGAUUCUUUGUAUCGCAAGAUUCUUAUUACGGAAACACUUUUAUACCUGUUUUACCCCGCCUUGAUCCUGCGCCACCGAUGAACUAAAAUUAUGGCGUGCAUAAAGUUGAAAAAACUGGAGGAGUACUUAAAUGGUUUGGAUAGUUUUGAAAAACCGAAAAUAAAAUUAGAACAGUACAUUACUCCCCCGCAUAUAGCAAGUUGUGUGCUCUACAACAUACAGACAUUAUACGGUGAUAUCGAAGGAAAAUAUGUUGCUGACUUGGGCUGUGGUUCUGGGAUGUUGAGUAUCGGCUCUUUUCUGCUCGGCGCUGGUAUGACCGUAGGUUUUGAAAUCGAUGAUGAUGCCUUAAAUAUAUUUCGUGAAAAUGUAACAGAUAUGGAACUACCGAACUUAGAUUGCGUUUUAUGUGACGUAUUGACAUUGCCUAACAGUAAGAAAUGGGAAAAUGCUUUUGAUACGAUUGUUACCAAUCCACCUUUUGGUACGAAAAAUAACAGUGGUAUCGAUAUGUGUUUUGUUCAGACUGGCAUAACUCUAGCAUCAGGAGCAGUUUAUUCAUUUCACAAAAGCUCAACACGCGACUACAUACAAAAAAAGGUUAAGGACUGGCAUGUCAAGGGCAAUGUGGUGGCGGAGCUCAAAUAUAAUAUUGACACCAGCUAUUCAUUUCACAAAAGCAAGAGCGUUGAUAUCAAUGUAGACUUCUGGAGAUUUGAUGUGUCUGAGAAAAAUGUCUAAAACGACUACUACAUACGUCACCUUAAAAGUUUACAAUAUUCUUAGUUUUUUAUUUCAAAUACUAGAAAAUGUUUAUACAUAAUAUGCAUGUUUAUAUGUUUAGUUCAAACUAUAACACUUUCCGAACACUCGCUAUUCCUCCAUAACAACUUACAGCAUUUUUCUAAAGCAUUUAUAAAAAUGUAAAAAAUAUUUUACCGUUAAAUGUAAAAUAUGUAGUGAUAUUGAUAAUAACAAU
Rhagoletis zephyria (snowberry fruit fly) is the source of this 1326-nucleotide messenger RNA. It is a transcript of the gene Mettl5, whose product is annotated as Methyltransferase like 5. NCBI's taxonomy places the organism in Eukaryota, Metazoa, Arthropoda, Insecta, Diptera, Tephritidae. Gene Ontology annotation, molecular function: nucleic acid binding; rRNA (adenine-N6-)-methyltransferase activity. The record is from RefSeq and is a predicted model, not a curated record. Gene Ontology annotation, biological process: rRNA methylation.